GAUUGACACACAAUGAGGAGCAGAGGCUGGGGAGACGCUCCACAAACGCCGCUGUAAAUAAAUACAACAAUCACUGAGGCCAGAGAAACAUGGAGAACCAGUGUACAGUGCAGGUGAAGCUGGAGUUAGGCCACAGGGCCCAGCUCAGGAAGAAAGUAACAUCAGAGGGCUUCACCCACGACUGGAUGGUGUUUGUCAGAGGGCCAGAGACCGGCGACAUCCAGCACUUUGUAGAGAGGGUCGUCUUCCGCCUGCACGACAGCUUCCCCAAACCCAAGAGAGUAUGUAAGGAGCCUCCGUACAAAGUGGAGGAGUCGGGCUACGCAGGCUUCCUCAUGCCUAUCGAGGUUUACUUCAAGAACAAGGAGGAGCCAAAAAAGGUGACUUUCAACUACGACCUGUUCCUUAACUUGGAGGGCAAUCCACCAGUCAACCACCUGCGCUGUGAGAAGCUCACCUUCAACAACCCCACCAAAGAAUUCAGGAGAAAGCUGAUCAAAGCUGGAGGGGUGUUGGUGGUUCCAGAGGGAGCCGAGGCCGUGUCGAGGCCAAGUCCGGACUACCCGAUGCUCCCUACCAUCCCCCUCUCUGCCUUCUCAGACCCUAAGAAAACAAAGACGUCUCAUGUGUCAAAGGAACCCAGCAAAGAAGGAAGUGGUGGCAGCAGUAAAGGACCCAAACCACACAAGCUGACCAAGGAGCAUCGCGAACGUCCCCGAAAAGACUCAGAGAGCAAAGCCACAUCAAAAGGCGACAACGACAGAGACGGAAGCAGCAAGAGCGGCCGCGAUCCUUCAUCGUCCUCGUCGUCAAAGAAGCCGUCAGAGAUCAAAGUGAAGGAUGAAGUGAAGGUCCUACCCAAGGCUGCCUUCAAGGAGCCCAAGCUCACCCUGAAGGAGUCGAAGAUGGAGGGCAUGUCCCCUAAAGGAGGGGGGGCAGGGAGCGGAGGGGGCGGUGGGGGAGGAGGCGGGGGAGGACCCGCAGAGUCCAAAGCUCCAGGGAAAAGACCCUCCACUGUAGAGUCUCCCAAACCCAGCGCCAAGAAGCAGAAGAAGGGCAGCUCAGACGGGCCAAAAGGGCCAAGCAGCGGACCCUUCACAGGAUCUUCACCUCGUGUCUCCUCAUCGACGUCAGUCAGUCAGUCGUACACUGAGAAGAAACCUCCAAAGGACAAAGGCCGCUGGGCCAAAGGCAAAAAUGAUGCACAGGAGCCGAAGGAACCCAAGAAAAUCCCAGUGUCAGAGGAAUCAAACUCAGAGGAUGAAGCUUCUUCAAAGUCAGAGCAGUCAGCUCCUUCCAGUCCUUCCAACUCCAGUUCGAGCUCUGACUCUAGUUCAGAUUCAGAUUUUGAGCCGGGACAGAAACAAGGACAAGGUCCCCUUCGGUCAAUGGUGGAGGAGAUCCAGUCAGAGGAGUCAGAUGAUGAUGACAGCAGCUCGGAGGAAGAGACGCCUAUCAAGACGAACCCCCCUAAUCGCGACUCUCGACUCAGCCUGGACAGUGAGAGUGACAGCAGCGACGGCUCGCACAGCCCCAGUCGAGGCCUCGCCCCUCCCCCACAGAAACACAACCCCUCCAACAACAAAGUUUCAGGCAGAAAGAGUCCUGAUUCCUCGUUCCGCUCAGAGAAGGUGUUGAAGAAGGGAUACGACAAGGUAGGAAGGGCCUACACAGAAGAGUUGGUGGACCUCCAUCGCAGACUGAUGGCUUUAAGGGAGCGUAACGUCCUACAGCAGAUUGUAAACCUGAUCGAAGAGACGGGCCACUUCAAUGUCACCAACACCACCUUUGACUUUGACCUCUUUUCACUGGACGAGUCCACAGUCCGCAAACUACAGAGCUAUCUGGAGGCGACGGCCACGUGACAGGAAGUAGGGCCCGGCAUGGGGGAGGUGGCUUGCAGAUGGCGGCAUCAGAGGCGGAGGUAGACUCGCCACCAUGUCUCCUUUUUUUUUUCCUUCAACAAGGGGACGAAGAGCCACAUCUGUCGCAGCUGUCUCCCAGGCCUGACUGAACCAUGGAACAAGUACCACACAAACAGAAACACACGAACAAACACAAGCACACAUGAAGACACAGCGCCUUCAGGUGAGGCUGAGGGAGGAAAGGAGGAGGAGGAGAUGAACUCCGUCUGCAGUCAGGAUUUUCACUACACAUCUUUUUUUUCCUUUUUGAGUCUGAGGAAUGCACCCCUCACCCCCUCCUUCACCCUCCUGCACUCUUAUUGCUCCUGCCUUUGCAAAGCCAA
Messenger RNA from Cheilinus undulatus (humphead wrasse), 2248 nucleotides. It is a transcript of the gene mllt1a, whose product is annotated as MLLT1 super elongation complex subunit a. Gene Ontology annotation, biological process: regulation of DNA-templated transcription. Gene Ontology annotation, cellular component: super elongation complex. The transcript has 12 exons. The record is from RefSeq and is a predicted model, not a curated record. The coding region runs from base 90 to 1865 and encodes 591 amino acids. NCBI's taxonomy places the organism in Eukaryota, Metazoa, Chordata, Actinopteri, Labriformes, Labridae.